This is a messenger RNA of Leptopilina boulardi, 4050 nucleotides long. It is a transcript of the gene eIF4A, whose product is annotated as eukaryotic initiation factor 4A-I. The coding region runs from base 134 to 1411 and encodes 425 amino acids. The transcript is spliced from 7 exons. Gene Ontology annotation, molecular function: ATP binding; RNA helicase activity; RNA binding. NCBI's taxonomy places the organism in Eukaryota, Metazoa, Arthropoda, Insecta, Hymenoptera, Figitidae. The record is from RefSeq and is a predicted model, not a curated record.
AAACGGCGUGUACAUCACCCUCACGGUCAUGCUUUCUCGUGAGUCACUGUCAAUCGAGUGAACCUCGACCACUCAUUAACACACAUUUAUUAUAACUUUAUUUGGUUGAAUUAUUUUUUUUUUCGUUCAUUCAAUGUCAUCCGAAUCACAAGAUAAGGGACCGGAAGAGCAAUGGGUCGGCGAUUCUAAUAAUGGCCCAAGUGAAUCGAACGAACAACCGGUGUACGAUGGACCUCCGGGAAUGGAACCCGAGGGUAUCAUCGAUACAAAUUGGGAUGUCAUUGUCGAUAAUUUCGAUGACAUGAACUUGAAGGAAGAACUUCUUCGUGGUAUUUAUGCUUAUGGUUUUGAGAAACCCUCAGCAAUUCAACAGCGAGCCAUUUUGCCCUGUGUUAAGGGACACGAUGUAAUCGCCCAAGCUCAAUCAGGAACUGGCAAGACUGCUACCUUUUCCAUUUCAAUUCUACAACAAAUCGAUACCAGUGUUACUGAGUGUCAAGCCUUGAUUCUUGCUCCAACUCGUGAGCUUGCUCAGCAGAUUCAAAAAGUGGUGAUUGCUCUUGGUGACUUUAUGCAUGCUCAAUGUCAUGCAUGUAUCGGAGGAACGAAUGUACGCGAAGAUAUUCGCAAAUUGGAAUUAGGUGUUCAUGUUGUUGUGGGAACACCAGGAAGGGUUUACGAUAUGAUUAACAGACGGGCUUUGCGCGCUAAUAGCAUUAAGCUAUUUGUUCUCGAUGAAGCUGACGAAAUGUUGUCACGUGGAUUUAAGGAACAAAUUCACGAUGUUUUUAAACUACUGCCAUCUGAAGUGCAGGUUAUUUUGUUAUCUGCUACAAUGCCACAGGAUGUAUUAGAAGUAUCAAAAUGCUUUAUGAGACAUCCAAUUAGUAUUCUCGUGAAGAAAGAAGAAUUGACACUUGAAGGUAUCAAGCAAUUUUUCGUUUAUGUUGAACGUGAAGAUUGGAAAUUGGAGACAUUGUGCGAUUUAUACGAUACAUUGAGUAUUACGCAGGCCGUAAUCUUUUGCAAUACACGUCGCAAGGUCGAUUGGCUUACUGAAAAUAUGCAUAAUCGUGAUUUUACUGUUUCGGCAAUGCACGGCGAUAUGGAACAACGUGAACGGGAUUUAAUUAUGAGACAAUUCCGAACGGGAUCAUCGCGUGUUUUAAUUACCACUGAUCUAUUGGCUCGUGGUAUUGACGUGCAACAAGUAUCAUUGGUCAUUAAUUAUGAUCUUCCUUCUAAUCGCGAGAACUACAUUCAUCGAAUUGGACGUGGUGGUCGUUUUGGUCGUAAAGGAGUGGCCAUUAAUUUUGUCACGGCAGAUGACAAGAGAACGUUAAAAGACAUCGAACAUUUCUAUAAUACCCGCAUCGAGGAAAUGCCAAUGAAUGUCGCCGACUUGAUCUAAAAAUCGACCGUCGACACUUAAAGGCCAUUUGUAUUAAAAAAACAAAAAAGAAAAUAUUAAAACAGUAAGUGACUAAAAAAAAGAAGCUCUCAGCUGAUCUCUCAUGGUGUGUGAGUAUAUAGAGAGUGAAUCGGUGAUUCAUAUCGCUCGUGUAACGCGAUCUGAGAAAAUUUCGCCGGAUUCCCACUUUCGUUUCUAUAAUAGGAAAUAACGAAACAGUGAUUUGCCUUUGUUGUACUACAACAAACCAACACUGCUAAUAAUAAUAAUAAUACCAUCGAUAUAAUAUCAUUAAAAAAAAUAAUAAUAAUACAACAUUCAUAUUAUAUAGUUAUUAAUAUUAAUUCUUAUUAUUAAUAAUUCUUUAACACUGGCUACAAUCCCGACGGCGUUAUAAAAACGUUUAGAAAAGCGCGGCCCUUCGCGGCUGCCUUUUUGCAGCGUUUCCAAUGGGUUAUAAUGGGGAGUGUAAUUUUACUCUUCUCUCGCAACCCUUUUUUUUUAUUUUGACGAAUUUCUUUAUUUUUCGAAUUCUAAAAUGCCCCGUACUUCCGUUUUGGAUACGAUCCAUAACAGCCGAAGAUGCGCUCCUCAUUGUAUACAACUUCAAUUCGCGAUCAACGCUCGACUAUUUUUUUUCGAUACUUUUAUUACCAAGAUUGCGACACGUUUGUCUAAGCAGAGGUUUAGUUGGAUAUUGGAGAGGAUAUUUCAAUCAUAAACGAUGUCGAAGGAGAAUUAACUCCAAAUUGUAGGUUUAUUAUAAAUUUUUUUUUUAUUAACUUAUUUCUUUUUUUUCUAUUAUCCGCUCUUCCAUUUCCACGAAAACUCUGACUAGAUUAAACACGUGAAUAAAAAAUAAUAAUUAAAAUGGUAUUUGUAUCUCUCUUAUUUAUUAUUCAAAAACUUUUUUUCUUUUUUUUUUUAAGUGAUAAAUUAAAUCAUAUUUGGAAAAUCAAUUUUAAAGUGUCUUAUUUUGUAUUUACAGGCAUUUUUAGAGACGGUUCAGGAAGGUAUUUUUUGGAAAUAAAGACCGGAUCACAAAACCGAAAUAUUUUAAUUAAAAUCACCCUUCUAAUUCCUGGCCCAUAUUUUUUAUUGUUUAUCGAUUUUCAAGAGAAAAAAAGAGGAUUAAUUGUUUUCGGUUCGUUUUUUUUUUGCAGCACAUUGGGAAUAAUUAUCUAAAAAGAAAGACGCUUUAAAUUUAACAGUCAAUUAAAAAAUAACCCCCGUGAAAUAAUUUGUUUAUUAAAGAAAAAAAAUAGUGUCAAUUGGUUUUUAAAUAAAAAAUAAAAUAGAGAGAUAAAAAUAUCAAAAAUCGCUGUCACAUUAAGGCCAAUUGUUUUGUAAACGUACACACAUUUUAUUAAUUUACGUGUGUCAAGUCUUUAAUUUAUGUUAUUUUUAUAAUAAUAAUACUGUUCUCGCGGGACGGAACAUUCUCAUUUGGAAAUGUAACGUCGAAAGCGUCGACUAGAUUUGCUAAAAAAAAAGUCUCCAUUUUACACAAAGUCAUUAAAAAUUUGAAUAAUUUAAAAAAAAUUGAUCAAUCUUUUUUUCCAAAAAAAGAAGACUGAAAAAUUUAAAACAGUUCCUAAAAUUUUUUUUAUAUGUAAUUGCUAACAAUAGUUAAAAAUUUUAGCGUUAAUUUAUGAAAAAAUUGCAUGUUUUAUUAAUUUUUUUUUUAAAACUUGACUUUGUGAAAAUUGUUUAAUAUCUUAAGAGUAAAAUUUUAGCAUCUAUGUCGAUGCUUCCGAGUGGAUUGUAAAUCUUGUAUUUCUUCAUCUGGGAUAGGAACAAUUCUGUAGCUAUAUAUGUACACACGAAAAAAAAAACAUUUCGCACAUCCGCGUCGUGUUCCAAAAAAAAAAAGACCGAGAAAUUAUACCAAUGUAGUUCAGAAUGUUUGUACACACGUAGAAAUUUGAAACUAUACAAAUAUACACGUGAAUCUGAUUUUUCAUAUAAUAUAUAUGUCAAUUUAUAAAAAAAAUACCUCUUUUUUUUAGUCAGUUUAGAGGAUUCAUUUUUGAAGAAAUUUUUUUGUUUUUUACUUGAUUUUUUAAAAAUUCAUCAGAAUCAUGAAGUUUAUUUGUUUCUUCUGAAGACAUUGACAUAAUCCAGUGUUGAAAAAGACUCAGAUUCCCCAAUUAAUAAUAAUAAUAAAAAAAAAAAAAAAAUCGCUGCCCAGGCAAACAAAUUGAAAAAAGUAAAAUAAAUUGCAUAUAUAGGAUUUUAAUUUUUAACGCGCUUUUAGUUAAUGAAAGUACAGUUUUAACUAUAUACUGGUUUAUUUAAUUAAUUUGUGUUCGCCUUAAAGAAAAUGUAAUUAAAUUGGCGUGACUAAAAUUAUAUAUAUAUAAAAAAAAAAAAAACCAAACUACGAAUACGAACAAUUUUUUUAUAAAAUUGGAAGAAAAAAAAAAUUUUUUUGUAUGUGCUUGGCGCAGCGUGUGUGUUUAACAUCGUUGUAAACUUUAUGUCCAGGAUUCCAGUAACUACAUGUAAAUUAACUCGGGAAAGUAUUGGACAUUAAAGUAUUUGCUAUGUUUUUACACCUUUUACUGACUGUUAAUUGAACGUGUAUAUUCCGAAUAAUGUAGGCCAAUAAUGUGCGAAUAAAUAUUUAUUCAUGAAAA